Molecule: messenger RNA, 573 nt
Organism: Lodderomyces oxycetoniae
Lineage: Eukaryota; Fungi; Ascomycota; Pichiomycetes; Serinales; Debaryomycetaceae
Gene: ECM1
Product: Ecm1p
Exons: 2
Coding region: 1-573 (190 amino acids)
Biological process (GO): ribosomal large subunit export from nucleus
Cellular component (GO): nucleolus; preribosome, large subunit precursor
Source: RefSeq, a predicted model, not a curated record
AUGGCCAAAAAGAUUUCCAAGCACAGUAGAGCUGCAAGAAGGGGACAAGUCCCUCAAGAACAACCAGUAUCGGUUCCAAAACAAUCUUUGGAAAACGACGGUGUGCGAAAGUCAAUAAUUAGAACUCAAAUAAAGAAUGAGAAUCUUUUGAGCAAAAAACUCGAAUCUUCGAAAAUCCACAAACAAUCCAAUAAGAAAAAGACAUCUUCUUUAAAGAAUAAGCUAAUCAAGAGCGAUAAACUACAAGGAGUAUUAUCGUCCAAAAUCGAGGCAAGCAUAGCAAGGGCGAAAUACGUCCAAAAUUCAAGGAAAUCAAAUUGGGAUAAAACAAAUUCAAAUAUCCAAAUACGAAAUCAUAUGGUGGAUGAGUUGAAUAAUAAUGCCGCUCAGCUGAAGCAGGGGGAUAAUAAGAAAUUGACUGAGAUGGAAAUUGAAAAGCUUGAAGAAGAUGAAUAUGUGAGGAAGUUUUACGAGGAUGAGAAUGAGAAUGUAGAAGGGGAUAAAGAUGCAAAGAUUAAGAACCAAUUAUUAUCCAAAAACAGAUUCGCAGCAUUGGAUGAUAUUGAGGUAUAA